Epinephelus fuscoguttatus (brown-marbled grouper) is the source of this 2717-nucleotide messenger RNA. RefSeq lists its product as uncharacterized. The transcript has 8 exons. The record is from RefSeq and is a predicted model, not a curated record. NCBI's taxonomy places the organism in Eukaryota, Metazoa, Chordata, Actinopteri, Perciformes, Serranidae. The coding region runs from base 122 to 2086 and encodes 654 amino acids.
UUUACUUUUGAGAGGAUGUAGAUAAUACUUAGACUUAAAAAGCACAAGAAUCGCAAAGACUUUCCUUAAUGCACUGAACUAAAUAUUGAUCAUUACAGAGUCUGGAUUUGCAAGAUACGAAAUGAACAGCUGUGCUGUGAAACUCAUUUUUCUGUUCCUUACUGUAGAGGGUACUUGGGGUUCAGAGCUAACCAUCAAUGCAAGGAAGAAUGCUUCAGUAACACUUGUCUGUUCCAGCAGAGAGAACUUAGGGUUGUGUUACUGCCCUUCUUUCCCUCGGAAUUGCCCAAAGUGUACAGAUGUAAUACCACUGGCCAGUUCUUUUAAAACCUAUAAAGAAGAGAGAUAUUUUAAGAUGUUUGGACUCAAGUGCAGUAACUCAGGACUGUAUGCAUGCUUCAGUUCAUCAGGCCCAAGACUUGGAAAAAAGUACAGAAUAAAUGUGCUUGAAGAUCAAGACCCAACUAUUGUGAUUGGGACUGUGGGACAAUCCAUAGUCAUAUCAUGUGGUACUGAACUGGACAUCAUGGCUGCCUCAGAGAAACACUGGUGCCGCUUGGCCAACGCAAAUUUGUGUCAACCAGACACAAUCAUGGGUCCUGAAAAUAAAACCAGAGGCGAUUUCAAGAUCAUAGACAGUCCUAGCUUAUUUUCCUUAGAGAAACGUCAGCUAACACACAACGAUUCAGGAUUCUACAGAUUCACACAGGUUUUUCAAAAUCAGACAAAAUUCCAUGUAGUGGAACUCCAGGUUAAAGACAAACCCAAUUUUUUGCAGAUCAGUCCUGUUCAAGUCAAGCCAAGGACAGAUAAGCUUUUUAAGAUCACAUGCCAGUAUUCCCAAGACUUGCAAGAAUUUUCAAAAUUUUGGCUAUGUGACAGUUCAGAGUGUCCUGAGACAGUGAGGAGUGUAGAUGAUAGAUUCCAGUCUGCCCUAGUUUUGACUAUUGAUCAUGUGGCUUGCUCAAAUAUUAAAUAUUUCCAGUGUGUGGUAAAGACAUCAGGGAGCUCUGUUAAUUCUAUUGUUUAUCGGAAACCUUCAUACCAGAAUCCUGUUGUAAACGUGGAGUUAUCUUCUUAUCUAAAGAACCGGAAAGUGCUGGUGAAUUCUUACAGUCAGCUUAAUCUUAUUUGUUUAAAACCUGACAAAUAUAAUCGGGAAUAUGACAGAAUUAGUAGAUGGGGUUCAAGGAAUUAUGACUAUUAUUAUCAUAGCCAACCUAAGUGGUGCAGAGUGAGUCACUCUGGGUGUUUGAUUGUGAAAACCAAUGUAAGAGAGACAAUAAGCUCACUCAUAUUACAAAUAUGUGUCACACCGAACGAUGAUGGAACAAAAUAUCGCUGCUCAGUCAACACGGAGAAUCCAGAGGUUGAGAUUGCAGUCACUGCACCUCCUCCUCAACCAGUCACUCAAGCUGUGGGGCCCAUAAAGCCAAGGACCACUUUACCAGAAUCCAGCGGUGGUGUAGAACACAGUGUAGGCAUCAUAAUAGUAGUGACCAGCAUAAUCCUUCUUAUCAUCAUUUUGUCUGUUACUGUCACCAGAUGCAAUGGUCAAAAACUCAGUGACAGGUUAUUUACAAGGAGAACACCAUUGUCAGCAGUCGACUUCCAUGCAAAUAUGUAUGCCAACUCAGUCGCCCACUAUUACAGUCAUCAUCGACGUCAAGUGCCCCCACCUGAUGAACAUAGUGAAGGAAAUGGCAAGGGGACCUCAAGCAGCUCAGAUGAGGAGUUUGAGGAGUUGCCUGUUCGUCCAAAGAUGCCCUCCACUGUCAUGCCAGAGGAAACAGAUUACAUCAGGGUUAAACCAGGAGGAGCAGCUUGGUCUCAGAAUGUCCCUGCUUUGCUCAGGGACAGAGACCAGUUUGGCACAGACGGGCUUCCACUGUGUAACGAUGACAAUGUACCAGGUUUAGGUAGAGAAAAUAAGGUGGGUCACAUGAGCAAGACAAACACAGACAACGUGGUGACAAAACAGUUUGAGGAUGCGGCUCAGAGUAGCUCAGGGUGCAGUGACAAAGAGAAUGAUGAUGAAGUCACUUACACUCAUGUGAUCAUCAAACCCAAACACAGACUUAAGUAAGUGAAUCAUGGGCCUGAUUUUCCAGCUAUCCUGGCUGAAUUUAGAUUCAGUUUCACAAAAGCAGUGGCACAUAAGUUACCAUUAAGAUUUAUUCUGUAGAGCAGGCCUACUCAGGACCAGGCUAACAGCCAGGCUUGAUUAUUCCUGGUGCCUUAUCUGUUGGACCAGUGUAUUUUUUUUAUUUAUUUAUUUAUUUUUUUUUUUACAGUUAUUCCAUAAUCUUAUGUUUGUGUUUUAGCUGUAUUAGCUUACAUUAAAAUACCACUGGUACAUGUUAAUACUGUUAUUUUAACAUUGCAUGUUAUAGACAUUGUAACUGUUUGUGUUUAUGAAGACUGCUAUUCAUGCUGUUGUUAGGUUGAGGUUUAAUAAAUAUAUUAUUGCAGUUGUUUAGAUGAUUACAAAUGGCUAAUAAAGUUGCAAAGAUGUUUUAAAUGAAGUCAGAUAUGAGGACAAUUUUUCAGCCUUUUAAAGUCCUGUUUCCAGAGCUUUCACCACCUGAGGGUCAGCACACACAGGGCCUGUGACAUCAUUGUUGCCUGCACUUUUUUUCUUUCAGGAUGAAAGGGCUCCCAACAUAGCCUUGGACAUGAAAGGGGACAGUGCUGAAGAAUUUCUUGAUAACAUCAAU